Molecule: messenger RNA, 1305 nt
Organism: Klebsormidium nitens
Lineage: Eukaryota; Viridiplantae; Streptophyta; Klebsormidiophyceae; Klebsormidiales; Klebsormidiaceae
Source: the annotation of a GenBank genome assembly
AUGCAUGUCCACCUCGAUCGGACGGUCAGAUCGCUCGCGAUCGAGGAGUCCGAGAUGUCAUCGAACGUCAGAAAUCUCGAGUUCAUCAAACGGAGUUGGAGAGCACUUUUGGGAGCGCUGACACGGCCAGGGGACACGAAGACAAUCUUCGACCACGGUGAAAGCGGGAUGGGCGCCAGGAAGGCAAGCGUCGGUGAGAGCGCGCGCGCGCGCCGACGAAGGGUUACGUCAGCAGGUCUGCCGGACUGGAGACGAAGCUGGUGGCCUUCACUAAGCUGUAUUGUAGCGGAAGGACACGAAGGCCGCUUGGGCCAAGGACCGGCAGCUGGUGGGCGACCAGCGGCACGCCGUAACUCCCUUCAAAGAAGCACAACGUGCUGGUCAGAGAAGCGGGCAGCGGUCGGGGCAGGGCUUGCGCAAAGCCUCUGCGCCGUCUUCCGGUUCAACCCGGAAAUUUUGCAGCGGUCGGAAGAAGACCCGCAAGAAGCGGCCGCCACCGCUGAAUACAGAACAGGGCAGCGGUCGGGGCGCUCGGUGACAAACGCCCCGCCUGGUUGGGAGACGGUCUGCGCGCGGCCACCGCCCGGAGAAGAAGUGGGCAGCGUUUGGGAGAAGGCCCGCGCGUCGCACCACCGCUCGGGACAGACAACCGGGCAGCGGGGGGAGACGGCCCGCGCGCCGCGUCGCGCCACCGCCCGGGGACAGAGUACCGGGCAGCGGUUGGGGGACGGCCGCCGCGCCGCGCCACGUCGCCGCCCUAAAUGUCCAGAGAACCGGGCAGCAGGAAGACAGCCUGCGCUACCGGCUGGGACAGAGAGCCGGGCAGGGGUCGGAAGACGCCCAGCGCCGCGCCGCGCCACCGCUUGGGACAGAAGACCGGGUAGCGGUCGGAAGACGGGCCUGCGCGUGGCGCAGCGCCACUGCCCGGGACUUGAAGAACCGGGCAGAGGUCAAGAGACGGCCUGCGCGAAGCGCUGUACCACCACACGGGACAGAGAACUGGGCAACGGUCGGGAGACAGCCUGCGUGAUGCGCUGUGCCAUUGCCCAGGGGGACAGGGACAGGGAACCGGGCAGUGCUCGGAGACGGGGCUGCGCGCAGCGCCGCGCUGCACCAUUGCCCGGGACAGAGAACCGGGAGGUGGUCAAGAGACGGCCUGCGCGAAGUGUCGCACUACCAAACGGGACACUCAUGAGAGAACCGGGCAGCGGUCGGGAGACGGCCUGCGCGAUACCGCUCGGGACAGGGAACCGGACAGCGGUCGGCAGCUGGACUGCCAGGGCAAAGCGCCGCGCCACGACUUAG